Molecule: messenger RNA, 609 nt
Organism: Centruroides sculpturatus (bark scorpion)
Lineage: Eukaryota; Metazoa; Arthropoda; Arachnida; Scorpiones; Buthidae
Product: zinc finger protein 14-like
Exons: 1
Coding region: 1-609 (202 amino acids)
Biological process (GO): regulation of transcription by RNA polymerase II
Cellular component (GO): nucleus
Molecular function (GO): DNA-binding transcription factor activity, RNA polymerase II-specific; RNA polymerase II transcription regulatory region sequence-specific DNA binding
Source: RefSeq, a predicted model, not a curated record
AUGGUAUAUCGAUGCCUUAUAUGUGAUUUGAUUUUUCGUCAUAGACAUUUAUACAUUUUUCGUCAGUUAAAUCAGUCGAUGGAAAAACAUCGGUGCCAAUUCUGCCGACAGGGAUUUAUUACUGAAGAAACUUUACUACAACACAUGAAUGACAUCCACCCAGAUGCGAGACCUUACGUUUGUAAACAAUGCUUUAAGUGUUUGAAAACUAGAAGAAACUUGCUUCUUCAUCUGAAAAUGCAUUCAAGGAAACCGUAUAAAUGUACAAUUUGCCCUGCAAAUUUUACAACUGAAGAAAAACUAUUUCAGAACAUCAGGGUUCACGAAUAUUUAGCAUCCUCCACUGAAUUCUUGCAAGAACCAUGGAUGGAAGCAGGUUCUUCAACUCGAAACGUGCAAGAACCAUGGAUGGAAGCUGGUCCUUCAACUCGAAACGUGCAACGACAAUCGAUAAAAGAAGAACCCUCAACUAGAAACGUGCAACGACAAUCGAUAAAAGAAGAACCCUCAACUAGAAACGUGCAAGAACUAUUGAUGGAAGCAAGUCCAACUCGAUACGUGCAGGAACCAUUCAUAAAAGUAAAACCGUCAAAUCGUAACAUGCAGUAA